Schistosoma bovis is the source of this 1073-nucleotide messenger RNA. The record is from the annotation of a GenBank genome assembly. NCBI's taxonomy places the organism in Eukaryota, Metazoa, Platyhelminthes, Trematoda, Strigeidida, Schistosomatidae.
CAAUUUGUGUGUGUGCGUGUGCGUGUGCGUGAAAAUAAACAUAAACAUAUCGAUUAUUUAUUUAUUUUUGUUUAUAUAUGUGUGUGUGUGCAGUUAACAAUCAUCUUUUGUAGUAGUUGUCGUUGUUGCUUGUGAAUUCUUUGGAUAAAAAUAUUACAUCAUUCAAAGAAAUAAAAAUCUUUUGAACAAAUUGAUUGUUUUAUUAAAUUAAAAUUAUGGGAAAUUUUGUUGGACCAAGAAAAAAAUUAUCCAGAGAAGAUUUAACAUUUCUUAAAGAGAAUACACAUUUUACUAAACGACAAAUUAAACAAUGGUAUAAUGGAUUUAUACGUGAUUGUCCAUCAGGUCAAUUAAGUAAAAAGAAAUUUAUUGAAGUCUAUUCUGGAUUUUUCCCUGAUGGUAAUGCGGAAAAAUUUUGUACACAUGUAUUUCGUACAUUCGAUAAAGAUAAUUCUGGUCGAAUUGAUUUUAAAGAAUUUUUAUUAGCUAUUAAUAUAACAUCAGGUGGUGAUCCAGAAGAGAAAUUAGAAUGGGCUUAUCAAAUGUAUGAUAUUGAUGGUAAUGGUACUAUAGAACGAACUGAAAUGGUUGAAAUUAUUCGAGCUAUUUAUUCAAUGCUUGGUACAGAUAAUACAGCUGUGGAUAUUAGUCCAGAAGCUAGAGCUGAAGAAAUAUUUGAAAAAAUGGAUGAAAAUGGUGAUGGUGUAUUAACACGUGAAGAAUUUAUGAAAGGAUGUAUGGAAGAUAGUCAACUUAAAGCUAUGCUAUUAGCUGAUGAUCCAAUUGAAUAAAAAGGAGAACAAUCAUUAUAUAAAUAAUCAACAAUAACACAACAAAAAAUGAAUCAUCUGUAAACAAACAAACAAAGAAUUCUAUAACUAACCAUUUCUCUUUAGCAUCAUCAUCAUCAUCAUUAUCAUCAGUAUAGAUUAUUCAUAUUCAUCUAUUUUUCGAAUUAGCGUAUUCUACAGCGUCUUAGUAUUCUAUAUGAGAUAGAGUCACUCACUUUAUACUCAACCCACCCCUUCUUUUUUAUCCGAGCUUAGGACUGGCAGUAGUUCCAGAGGUCCUCC